GGGAACGCGCUGAGAAGCUCUGCGGGCCCAGGAAGGCAGCCCAUGUCUUCAUUUCUCCGUGAACUCGGUAAAGCAGUCCGGGCCCUGGAGAGCCGUGUCGCCACAAUCACCGAGGUGGUGCAGCCGGUCCCCGCAGAGCUUCCCCAGCGGUGGCAGGCAGACGCACGGGCCAGGGCGGCGCAAGCGGUGGACCAAGCGCUCGACAACUGGGAGGCGCUCGAGGCCAGCGGCAGCAGCAGCGGCGGCGGCAGUCCUGUUGGCAGCACCCCUAGCGGCAGCGGCGGCAGCGGCACACAGGCCACGGCGCAAUGACACUGCCUGGCAGGGCUGCAGUGCGUUCAGGCACAACUAUCUGGCGGAUGCCUAGCCUACAGCUGCCACACCGGAACCAGCAGGCCACCUGCGCAGCACUGCAGGCUGCACAGCAGCACAUUGAUGCGUGCUGCGCCCUCCCAGGCACCCAUCCCAGGCACUAUCGGCGGUCUGGCGGCAGCUGCAGGUGUGUUGGGCCGGCACGGCGGCUCCCUUCUGCCGCCGGUGCUGCACGAGCGGCUGGGGCCACAGCUGGGGACAGCAACAGCGAUGCCUUCAGCCAGACCCUGCAGCCCGCCACGGCUGCACCCUUGCCGCCCUUCUCCGCCUGGCCAGCUACGGCGCGUGUGGCUCUGCGCACCGGCGCGUACAUCGCCGUGUUCGGGCUGUGCGUCUUCUGCCUGCCCGCAGCCACUUUUGGUGCUCUGUUUGAUGCCAGCCGCGUGGCGGCAGGCUGGGUGCGGGUGGGCGGCGUGCUGGCCUCUCUGUACGGCUGGUACUACAUAGGAGCAGCUCUCGAUGAUGUGGCAGGUCGCCAUCCGAGGCACUUCUACGCCAGCACCAUCGCCGGCAGGCUGCUCCUGUCGGCGGCAUUUGCCGGGCUGGUGGCGGCGCGGCAGUGUGAGCCUGCGCUGCUGUGGCUGGCAGCCGCCAAUGCUGCCAGCAGCCUGCUGCUGUGGCGUGCAUCUGCGGCGCUGCUUGUGCCCCCUCUCGUGGGGCCUAUAUCCCAGCGGCGGCUCCUCCUCAAAGCAAAGCGGCUUGCAAAAGCGACACUGAACAUUGCGUUGGCUGGUCAGUGCGGGGGAGCAGGAGGGAGCACGGGCUCAGGGCAGGCAUAUACAUUCGUGGUAAUAUGGAUGGGAGUGUCCAUCUCUGUGAUUUUGUUUAAUAAAUGGCUGCUGGCCUACUCGGGCUUCCCCUUCCCCAUAGCGCUCACUAUGUGGCACAUGACCUUCUGCUCCACCGUGGGCUUCAUCUGCAUCCGGGUGCUGAAGCUGGUGAAGAGCCACAACCUGUCGCCGCAGGACUACUUCCAGCGAGUGAUGCCAAUCGGCGUCCUGUACGCGGCGAGCCUCUGGCUCAGCAAUUCAGCCUACCUCUACCUCUCAGUCUCCUUCAUCCAAAUGACCAAGUCGCUCAUGCCGGGGCUAGUGUACGCCUCCGGCGUGGCGUUGGGGACGGAGCAGUACCAGUGGGACUCUGCGGCCAACAUGCUGCUGAUUGCGUUUGGCGUGGUGGUGUGCGCCCUGGGCGAGGCCAACCUGGUCAUCAAGGGCCUCCUGCAGCAGCUGGUGGCGCUACUCUUUGAGGCUGCACGGCUCACGCUGGUCCAGAUCCUUAUAAACGCGCGGGGCCUGGCCAUGAACCCGCUGCAAAGCCUGUACUACGUCUCGCCGGCGUGCCUGGUGUGCCUGUGCGUCCCAUUCGUGCUAGUCGAGGCGCGCCCCUUCUUCACCAACCCACCCGUCAUGUACCCCUCAGUCUUCAUCGCCAAUGCCCUGGCAGCCUUCGCCCUCAACCUGGCCGUGUUCCUGCUGAUCGGCAAGACAUCGGCGCUGACGAUGAACAUUGCUGGGGUGAUCAAGGAUUGGAUGCUCAUCUUCUUCUCCUUCUACAUCUUCAAGGCCCCCGUCACCCGCCUCAACCUCUUUGGCUACGCCUUCUGCUGCACCGGCGUGGCCAUUUACAACUACCAGAAGCUGCAGCUGCUGAAAAAGAAGGCGCUGCAGAAGGCAAAGGAUGCCCCCAAGAGCGACGCGGAGGCAGCGGCCAACGGCAGCAUAGACACCAGCGGCAAGACAGAAGGCAGCAAGGAGGUGAAGGCUGGGCAGUCCUCCUCCUCGCACUUCGAGGGCAUCGAGUGCUGCUGGAACACGCGCUGGCACUUGCUGCACUGCGCCACCACCGGCACAAAGCGGAUGAACUUGUUGGCGCUGCGCUUGCCCUUGCGGUGCGGCGACACCUGCGAAUCAGGCAUGGGACCGUUUGGCGUCGAGGUCACUGUGUCCUCCCUCUCUGGCGAGAUGGCAGGGGACGCGCCGGUUAUGAAGGCCACGCAGGAGGAGAUGGAGGCGGGCAACAUCGACAUGGCCUCUAGGGACUUCUGCGCACACAUCCUCCUAAAGCUCAACAAGUGCCGGCGCGAUAGCUUGUUUGUGCCCUGGAAGUGCGAGCACGAACGGCAUGCGUAUGAGCUGUGCGAGUACAAAGAUUAUAAGCGGCGUGUGGCGGCAGCGACGGCAGCGGCCCAGGCUAGCACCUGAGCUUUCCCGGUGGCUUGCGCAGAUCCAACAACCUACAAGCCCUUGUUCUAUGCGCUCAGCGUAUCCAAACCUGUAAGGAAUGCAAUUGGGCAAA
This is a messenger RNA of Chlorella variabilis, 2670 nucleotides long. RefSeq lists its product as hypothetical. The record is from RefSeq and is a predicted model, not a curated record. Gene Ontology annotation, molecular function: antiporter activity. Gene Ontology annotation, cellular component: mitochondrion; trans-Golgi network; Golgi apparatus. Bases 309 to 2576 code for a protein of 755 amino acids. The transcript has 18 exons. Lineage: Eukaryota; Viridiplantae; Chlorophyta; Trebouxiophyceae; Chlorellales; Chlorellaceae.